AUAUUGUGUUUUUAUUAACUAUUGAAACCUACUGGCGAUAAAAUAAAUAGUUAAGCAAAUAAUGAUGGCGCGCCGCGGUGGAAAGCGCAUUCGGAUGGAUGAUCCGCCCCCAGAGUACGAGGAACUCCACAGCGAUGCUUUAAAUGAAAGCACUUCCGAUGCAGACAGUCCCACCAAGCGUAUGACCCGAUUGCGGGCUCGUGGCGGUGUACGGGACAAGCCUCCAAUUAUCGACGACGACGAGGAUGAGUUUUUCGCGCCAAUAGCCCGAAAGCGAAAGGCACCAGCUGUCAAAAAGCCGCCAGCAGAGCGAAAGGAACGCGUCGAGAGGCCACGCAAAGAGCCCGCGGAGAGAGCACACCACGAACGGAUUGACAACGAAAGAGAGAUAACUACAGACGAAAACAGCCUGUACUAUAUCGUGCGACACUCCAAGAGUCCCAUAGCGAAUAUUGUCGACCAAUGGAUAGAGCAAUACAAGACAAAUCGAGAAACAGCGCUGGUCGCUUUGAUGCAAUUCUUUAUAAAUGCCAGCGGCUGCAAGGGCAAGAUAUCGGAGGAUAUACAAUAUCCAGUGGAUCAUACAGCAAUCAUUCGACGAAUGACUGAGGAAUUUGACGAGGAGAGCGGUGAAUAUCCCUUAAUCAUGACCGGAACCCAGUGGAAAAAGUUCAAAAAUCAUUUUUGCGAUUUUGUGCAAACGCUCGUCAAGCAAUGCCAGUACUCCAUUAUCUACGAUCAGUUCCUGAUGGACAAUGUAAUUUCUCUGCUCACGGGAUUGUCUGAUUCGCAAGUGCGGGCCUUCAGGCACACGGCCACGUUGGCAGCCAUGAAGCUAAUGACUGCCUUGGUGGAUGUGGCUCUGCUUGUCUCGAAUAAUUUCGAUAAUGCUGCCAAACAGUUUGAGGCUGAGCGUGUAAAGUCUCGCGACCGUCGCGCCUCAGAUCGCUUGGAUUCCCUGAUGACAAAACGAUCAGAGUUGGAGGAGAACAUGGAUGAAAUCAAGAGUAUGCUGACCUACAUGUUCAAGUCCGUGUUUGUGCACCGCUACAGGGACAGUCUGCCAGAUAUACGGGCCAUUUGUAUGGCUGAGAUUGGCAUCUGGAUGGAAAACUAUCCGCAAAACUUUUUGGACGACUCUUACUUGAAAUAUAUUGGCUGGACGCUACACGAUAAGAUUGGUGAGGUGCGUCUGCGCUGUCUGCAGUCGCUGCUGCCGCUGUACGAAAAAGAAGAACUGAAGGGAAAACUGGAACUCUUCACCUCGAAGUUUAAGGAUCGAAUUGUGGCCAUGACACUGGACAAGGAGUUCGAAGUGUCUGUUCAUGCCGUCAAGUUGGUGAUCAGUAUAUUAAAAAUACAUCCAGAGAUUUUGGCCGACAAGGAUUGUGAGAUUGUGUACGAGCUGGUCUAUUCGUCCCAUCGUGGCGUAGCCCAGGCGGCCGCCGAGUUUCUAAAUGUUCGAUUAUUUCAUCUGACCAACGAUAUGGAAGAGACUAAGACCAAACGAGGCAAGGUACGCCUGCCAAAUACUCCUUUAGUGCGAGAUUUGGUUCAGUUUUUCAUUGAAUCCGAGCUGCACGAACAUGGCGCUUACCUGGUGGACUCCUUCAUCGACAGUAAUGAGAUGGUCAGGGACUGGGAAUGUAUGACAGAUCUGCUGCUGGAAGAGCCGGGUCCCAACGAGGAGCUCCUCGACAACAAGCAGGAGUCGACGCUCAUUGAGAUCAUGGUUAGCAGCGUCAAGCAAUCGGCCUCUGGGGAGGUUCCAGUGGGACGUGCAAGUAAUCGGAAAUUCACAUUCACCGCCAAAGAGCUCAAGGCCAUUCAGGACGAGAAGGCCAAGCUGACGGAGCAUUUUAUUGUCACGCUACCCGCCUUGCUAGAGAAAUAUCAAGCGGACAGCGAAAAGUUGGCCAAUCUCUUGGCCGUUCCCCAGUACUUUGAUCUCAAUCUGUAUACGACAAAUCGUCAGGAGAGUAAUCUGCAGGCACUGCUCGAUAAAAUCAAUCAGGUAAUGAGCAUGCACACUGGCAGGGAUGUGUUGGAGACAUGCGCCAAGACCCUGGAAUGCCUCUGUGCCGAGGGUAGUGCCACCUACACGCGUUGCAACAUUGCCCGCUCCAACAUUAUCGAGAGCGCUGUCAAUAAGUACAAGGAUGUCAUCGAAGAGUGGCGCAAUUUGAUUCAGGGUGAGGAGACCCCCAACGAGGAUGAUAUCUACAAUAUAACCAUCGCCUUGAAGGUUCUCUCCAUUCUGUAUUCCUCGCACAAUCUCAAUCCAUGGGAUUUGUUCAAGUCCCUGUUUCAGGACGUUGAGGAGGCGCAGUCCAAGGACAAUGUCGAACGUUGCCUUCCCAACGAAGCUCUGGCUUAUUGCAUUGAGGCCUGCUACUUCUCCAUUAGCUGGGGCCUCUACUACGUGGAGAACGACUGUGAAGCGCUCAAUGUGGCCGAUGUGGUGGCUGAGCUGCGCAGCAAUUUAGAUAGCUUCAUGUCGGCCUGCUUUGAGCUAACACGUGAUGGACCCACAGUGCAAAUACAAGAGGCGGCAUACCAAUCCAUCUGUGAUCUCCUGAUCAUCUUCUCCGAUCAAUUGGGACGCAGCGAGAUCGAGCACAUACGUAGCUUGGAGUACAAGUCGCGGAUGGAUGAGCAUCUCAUACUGGACAACUUUGUGCAGCAUUAUGUUUUCUCGCUGAAGCAAGAUGCCGUCCAGGACGAGACGCGCAUCGAGGAAUUACACAAGAAGCGAAACUUCCUUGCGUGCUAUUGCAAACUGGUGGUCUACAACAUUAUACCCACAAUGCGAGCAGCCACAAUAUUUAAAUAUUAUGUUAAGUGCUACAAUGAUUAUGGUGACAUAAUUAAGGCCACGCUAGGCAAAGCACGUGAGAUCAACAAAGUCAACUUUGCCAUGACCCUGCUUCUCAGUUUAAUCACUGUAUUCAAGACGCUCCUCGAGCAGAGCGAAGACGGCACAGUAUCAAAGAGUUCACAAGAGUUUCUCGACCUUAAAGAGUUGGCCAAGCGAUUUGCUCUGACUUUCGGCUUCGAUGCGCUCAAGAAUCGCGAUCCGGUGGCGGCCAUCCAUCGCGGUGGCAUCUAUUUUGCUGCCAACAAGCAGCCCGAUGAUCCAGUGCGGGCACCCACACGUCUUUUGUUCCUGGAGGUGCUCAACGAAUUCAACUACAAACUGCUGAAGCAGGACAAGAAGGUGAUUAUGAGUUUCCUGGACAAGAUCAUACCACCUGGCAUGCCAUCGAGUCGUGCAGAGGAAUGGCAGCCCUUGGCUUUAUAUCGAAACUCUUUGCUGCAUGGGGAAACGGAUCAAACGGCGCCAGUUGCCACACGACGGGCUUAUGUACGCAAGCGGCGUGAUCAUGAUGAAGAUGAAGAAGAGGAAGAAGAUGAGGAGGAGCAUAAUGAUCCCGACUACAGGGGCUAAAAAUAAUAAUUAACAAUUCAAGUAGUUUUAAGAUUAAAGUAUACAAAUCUCAGCUUUUA
Molecule: messenger RNA, 3507 nt
Organism: Drosophila pseudoobscura
Lineage: Eukaryota; Metazoa; Arthropoda; Insecta; Diptera; Drosophilidae
Gene: SA1
Product: stromal antigen
Exons: 10
Coding region: 62-3448 (1128 amino acids)
Biological process (GO): sister chromatid cohesion
Cellular component (GO): cohesin complex; nucleus; chromatin
Molecular function (GO): chromatin binding
Source: RefSeq, a predicted model, not a curated record